Pseudomassariella vexata is the source of this 1116-nucleotide messenger RNA. RefSeq lists its product as uncharacterized. Bases 415 to 1002 code for a protein of 195 amino acids. The record is from RefSeq and is a predicted model, not a curated record. NCBI's taxonomy places the organism in Eukaryota, Fungi, Ascomycota, Sordariomycetes, Amphisphaeriales, Pseudomassariaceae. The transcript has a single exon.
GCCACAGUCUGUCCGCCUUCUAUUCGACGGGCCUGAGUACGUUUGGCCUCCGCAGUUUCCGAGCUUGCAUCUCACAGUAUCUCAUCUCAACUUAGCUUUUUUUUCGCCCUUUCAGCCCAAACUGGCACAACCGCCGCGAAUCAGGAUCCAACCAUCUUUCCGCGCAUAGUCAUCAUGACCUACUAUACGUAAUUGUAGAUCAUUCCAGAGCUCGGUUGAAACAAACUCGCACCCGCAUCUUACAUGCUCUCGCGCCUGCUUCCAACGGGAAGUUUCAGAAAUUCGCCCUUGUUCUGUUUCUCCUGCAACGCCCUGGACGCCAGACACCAGAUUUGUCGACACAUCACAUGACCCAUCAACAUGGAAAUCUGGGCUUUUGCCGUGUGCUGAGCUCCAUCACUUCGGCUCUUGCCGAUGGCAGACGCAAGUGAGAUGCAGGUUUCCUGCCGGGGCUUCAGGUUAAGGUCCGGUUGGCGUUGCAAAUCCCACGAUCGGCCCUAUCUCCAUCAAUCUGCAGAUGCAACCAAGCUACAAGGAUUCUGGGUCGGUUGGCAGCUUAUCGUCAGUAGCAAAGGCUCAAAUUGCCAUUGGUUCUGCCAAGCAACUGCCUUCUGGAGCUGCUCAGCCUUUCACCACGGUAAUCCUGAUGAAAACGCGAUAGCUAGCCCGAUGGCAUUGAUCUGCACUACUGGGACAUCCUGGUUCACUCUGGGCUGCAAGCUACCAAGUAUCUAUCAUGCAUCCCGGUUUGUCGUCUGGUGCCUGCCGAAAGGUAUCUACUUGUACACUGCUGUACAGGUUGUAAGUCAAAGUCCGAGAGCCUUUCCGUUCGUUUUACCAUUCCAUAUCUUGCCUCACAUCCUCGAGCUGGGCACGACAUACCCAGUUCUUGGGGAGAUUGAGGGCGAUGACAAAUAUGCAGAUGCUAUGUCCAAGGUCUUGCAGGGAUACCCUCUUUGCUAUCUCUUCCAAUCUAGUGGGAAGACCUCACUCAAGCUUUGAGCCCUCAUGCUUUACAAGGUUGGCAUCUUGUUAGUAUGCAAGCAGAAGGCAAAAGGCUAGCAAAUGACAGGCUGCUCCCAUGCUUGCGGCACCACAUUUGAGACGCCGAUCUCC